AUGAAUUCACGGGCAAAAAGGUUCAAGAUUGGUGAUGAAAAUGUUGUUAGAGGGUUAUUGGAAGAGUCUGAGUCUGAUUUAAGUUCGUUUAGUGAAUUUGAUGACACGGAUGAGGACGAUACAUACAUGCCUCCAAACUCGUCAGGUGAUAAUCAAAGUUCCAAUGAUAGAAGUGAUAUUGAUGAAAAUACUUUAGAGGUAGUUAAUAACCAUCCAAAGACCUCUAAACAAACAUGGAAUGAUAUAACGAAUCAAAACCAAAAAAAUUUUUUGUUCGAAAAAAAUCCCGGUCUAAAAAUUGAAAUACCGCACAAUGCAACAAUAUGGACAUACUUGAACUUAUUUAUAACUGACGAAAUAAUUAAUUUAAUGGUUGUCGAAACGAAAAAGAAUGCUGAUCAGGUGUUAUCUAAACAUCGAUUGACUAAAACUAGUAGAUUUUCUAAGUGGGUGCCUACCAAUGAUGUUGAAAUUAAACAGUUCUUAGGUUUGCUUAUGUGGAUGGGGCUAGUCCAAAUGCCUAGUUUAAAAGAUUAUUGGAGUGUGAAGAUGUUAUACAAAAAUUGUGUAGCAAAAAAUAUCAUGUCAAGAAAUCGAUUCGAGUUGAUUCUCCGAUUUUGGCAUUUUGCUGAUAACGACCAAGCUCCUGAAAGUGAUAGAAUUUUUAAAAUUCGAAAUCUGAUUACAAAAAUGGUUCAUAACUUUCAAAAUAUAAUGGAACCAGAAGAAAUGAUGGCUGUAGAUGAAACAAUGGUUCCAUUUCGUGGGCGAUUAAAAUUCAAACAGUAUAUUCCUGGAAAGGCGCAUUAG
Messenger RNA from Melanaphis sacchari, 810 nucleotides. Its product is annotated as piggyBac transposable element-derived protein 4-like. The transcript is spliced from 2 exons. NCBI's taxonomy places the organism in Eukaryota, Metazoa, Arthropoda, Insecta, Hemiptera, Aphididae. The record is from RefSeq and is a predicted model, not a curated record. Bases 1 to 810 code for a protein of 269 amino acids.